Messenger RNA from Mycena indigotica, 858 nucleotides. Its product is annotated as PR-1-like protein. The transcript is spliced from 4 exons. The record is from RefSeq and is a predicted model, not a curated record. Lineage: Eukaryota; Fungi; Basidiomycota; Agaricomycetes; Agaricales; Mycenaceae. The coding region runs from base 1 to 858 and encodes 285 amino acids.
AUGGCCGGCCCACGCCCCCGCAGCCUCCCGCUCCUCGCCGUGCUCCUCGCGGCCGCGCUGCUCCUGCUCCCCGCCGUGCUCGCCCACGGCGACCACAAGGGCGCCCACUACGGCCGCAAGCGCACCCGCAACGGCCGCCCCGCCCGCCCCUUCGCCAAGGGCCGCCCCACCGCCAACGUCGGCGGCGCCGUCAACGCCACGCCCAAGCCCAGCACCACCGCCGCCCCGCCCCCCGCGAACACCCCGGCCCCGCCACCGCCACCGCCGGCCCCGUCUAGCACCCCGGCCGCAGCCCCGCCCCCGCCUCCGCCUCCGCCACCCCCAGCGCCCACCUCUACGAGCUCCACCCCGCCCCGGCGUCCGCGCCCGACCGGGCCCGCUCCCUGGGCGCGAUCAACGCCGGGCGCGGCCGUCGCGCCGCUCGUCUCCGCAGCGGACCAGGCGCUGUACCUCAAGUUCCACAACGACAUCCGCGCCAACCACAAGGGCGACCCCCUCUCGUGGAACGACACGCUCUCCGCCGCGGCCCAGAAGGUCGCGGACACGUGCGUGUUCGAGCACUCGGGCGGGAAGGCGAUCGUGUCGUGGACGAACGAGUCGGGGACUACGACCCGAAGAACCCCGUGCCGUCGCACUUCACCCAGGUCGUGUGGCGCGGGACGACGCAGGUCGGCUGUGCGCUCACCGUGUGCGCGCCCCGGCACGAUCUUCGACCCCAAGUUCACGGUGCGUGUCCGGGCCGCGUGUGCCCCCGGUGCUGACCUCGGCGCCGCGCAGAACACCGCCGAGUACUACGUCUGCGAGUACGCCCCGCCGGGCAACAUCAUCGGCCAGUUCGACCAGAUGGUCUCCGUCUAG